Messenger RNA from Toxotes jaculatrix (banded archerfish), 1396 nucleotides. RefSeq names its product mediator complex subunit 11 (gene med11). The record is from RefSeq and is a predicted model, not a curated record. The transcript is spliced from 3 exons. Gene Ontology annotation, biological process: regulation of transcription by RNA polymerase II. Gene Ontology annotation, molecular function: transcription coregulator activity. Bases 219 to 593 code for a protein of 124 amino acids. Gene Ontology annotation, cellular component: mediator complex. NCBI's taxonomy places the organism in Eukaryota, Metazoa, Chordata, Actinopteri, Toxotidae.
GUCAAUUUAGAGAGCUCUUUGUUGUGUGGGUUCAGUCGUUUCGGCUCCCAUGCUUCAGCUGUAAAGGCGAAUUGACAGAGCCAAGGUUUUAUAUUCACCCCCGUCUACACCGACCUGAGUUUUCUGGACCACACAGCGCGUUACUGUACAGUACAGCUUGUUCUCGGAGAGCUGCUGACAGUAGCCGGUACUUGUUAGCUUGCUGCCGCUGCCUAGUGAUGGCUAACGAGCGGCUUAGAGCUCUGGAGGACGUGGAGAAAGAGAUAGCGAUGAUCCUGCAGUGUGCCGGUAAUAUAGUUCUGGAGCUCUCCAAAGACAAACACAACGCCAGCUACCUGGACAGACAACUGGUCCAAUUCCAGAGCUCCGUCAGCCGAGUGGAGAGUGAACUGGGCGCCCAGAUCCGCUACCUCACACAGGUAGCUACUGGUCAGCCUCAUGAAGGCUCCACUUAUUCAGCCAGGAAGGACUGUCAGAUGGCACUGAACAGAGCAGAGUACGCCAAGGUCAAACUGGGAGAACUGGGACGGACCUGUGAGGUCAUGCUGGAGCAGCAGCAGCAACAACAGCAACAGCAACAGCAGCAGACAUGAGGGCGGAGAGGAUAGAGCAGCUGGUGGAGUAACAAUCACUGAUGUGACUGUAUCAGUCCUCAGUCUCCCCUCCUACACCAGCAUUAAAAUUUUUUUUUUUAUAAUCUUUUUUUAAUCUUUAUUCCAAAAUAAUGGAGUUUCACAAGAAAAGCAAAGAAAAACUCUCAGAAAAAAUGUUAUUUACAAUAUCUUUCAAAGAUUUUUCUAAGUGGUGUUUUGUUGCAUUUCUGGGUAUACUUUGUUGCUCAGUGGUCAUUGUUCUUAUUCACGUGCAUAACAGGCCGUAUGUGGACUCUGCUAGGACAGUUCUAAUACCACAGCUCAGGAGAUUUAUAACCAAAUGUUUCAACAUGAGCAGGACUUGUCAGGUUUUGUCUUCAGUCUCUUAAAAGACCUCUUUAAAAAAACCUGCCCAAAUCUGCCUGUUAACAUUUUAUCUUUGUAUCAUUAUCUUGGCCUUUUGGAUGAACUGAGCACGGUGGAAAAAAACUGAUCCUGGACCUUUAUACAUUAUAUGUCCUCAAUGGGAAGAGGCCUGAUGUCAGUGAGGGCACUGGAUCUAACAGGAAGACACUUCAUUCAGGCAAAGUGGACAGUGAGUGAAGCUGAAGUUUGUUUCCCCAUAUCUUUUGAAAAGUGUUAUAUCUCCAGAACCUCAAAUUUUCCCCACAAACUCUCACAGCUUACUAAAAAUGUCCUGAGUGCUCUUUAAUCUGGACUUUAACAUCAGAUCAAGAUAAUGUCGACGUCCGUUUGACAGGUGGAGAAGUUUAUUUUCACAAAAAUAAAGAAUGUGUGCUGUG